Scylla paramamosain (green mud crab) is the source of this 1051-nucleotide messenger RNA. RefSeq lists its product as uncharacterized. Bases 508 to 825 code for a protein of 105 amino acids. Lineage: Eukaryota; Metazoa; Arthropoda; Malacostraca; Decapoda; Portunidae. The record is from RefSeq and is a predicted model, not a curated record. The transcript has 4 exons.
UUCACGUAUCCUCCUACACACUAAAGAAUGGUAUAGAUAUUUCCCGCACUGUGAGACCGUGGACAUUUGGCUCAGCUGCGUGAACAAUACUCCAAACAACGAACCUUCGAACUGAGACACUGAAUCUGUAACUCUCAGCCGCCUUAGUCCUGCUCGCCUCGCCACUGCCGCGUGGUUACGUCAAGACAGCGGGCGGCCGCGUACUAGUUUCCUUAGUACUUGUGCGUCCGUAGCAAUACCGUGUGCUGUAAACUGCUGAACGAACUGAGAUACUCAUUCAGUUUUGGUCGACCUCUCCAUUAUCUCGUGGUGACGUAAAGGUGACGGCCCGUGUGUUAGUUUCCCCGGUAAUUGUGCCUCCGUAACAUUACUGUGUGCAGUGGUCGUGAGAACUGCGAGGCGGCGGUGUCGACUGUGCCGUGGAGAGCCGAGGGGUGUUGGAAUCGCCUCUCAGUCACCUUGAAGGCGUCAUAUUCCCUCCCUGCUCUUCCCCGUGUCUUCCUGUCGAUGUUGAGUGCGUGGGGGCGGGGCGGCCACAGUGCGCCCCUUCAUUGUGUUCAGACAGGAGGAGAGCGGCAUGGCAGCGGAAAAAUGCAACUUGAAGCCCACCACCUGAAGGCCGCUGAACGCCCUGACCAGAGCGGCAGUUGUGUGAAGUACUGCCGCCCCGCCGCCGCUGUCUGGGAGUGUGCUGCCUUUUGGAUCAAACGUUCCAGGAGGCGGCUAAAGACCCAAGGAAUGCCCGCCGCUGUCAAGUUCUCUGAUCACACCUGCUGCUGUGUGCACUCCAUGACAUACUCCCACAAGUCCACAAAAAUUACUUAAUUAUCACUGUGAGAAUGAAUGUUCACCCUCUCUGCCUGACUGACCCUGGCAACUGUUCCGGCAACUGACUGACUCUGGCAACAGACCACCAAACUGACUGACUAAGUAAGAGCAACUCCAACUGUACCGACCACCAACCUAACUGAUUCUGGGGAGCAGGGGAGGUGUGAGUGUGCUGUACCUCCUACUCUCCCCACUCUGACCCUGACUACAGACCUGACUGAUC